AUGCGCAUUUGUUUGGCUGCACAGCAUGCACUCGCAUUCUCGGGCUGUCUAUGGAAGAGGGAUAUUGAGUCAAUUAAACACGAUACCCACUGCCAGCCACGGUGGCAUCAUCGGCGCGUGCGCGCUCGUGCCAGCCUCGCGACCUCUCCAAAUUGCCGCGCGUGGCAUCACCUGCGCAGACCGUCUGCGCCGUCUGCUGGACAGUUUAUAGUCGAGAUGCAGAUACAGACAGGGACACUGAGGACACUGAGCAUCCUGGAUCCCAUCGCGUGGAUCAGGAAUAAGAUUUAGUUUUUAUUUGAAUCGCAUUUUGGCUUGAAGUUCAGUGUGGAGCUUGACGACGGUGUGAAACGGAUUGCGGUCCAUGCGUCUAAUAUGCUCUCCAAAGACGAGUUUGAAUUAAGGAGUGUGAUGUCGAAAGAGACCAAGCUUGCCACAAAUGAGCUUUCUGAGAUUUGCAACAAGAUCAACAACCGCAAUUAA
Molecule: messenger RNA, 483 nt
Organism: Puntigrus tetrazona (Sumatra barb)
Lineage: Eukaryota; Metazoa; Chordata; Actinopteri; Cypriniformes; Cyprinidae
Source: RefSeq, a predicted model, not a curated record